CGCAGAUCCGCUUUCCUUUCCUUGAGAGUUAAGAUGGCGGACCGGCGGCGACGGAGACGGCGCGCCUCUCAGGACAGCGAGGAGGAGGACGAGUCCGCCUCGGGCUCCGAGAGCGGGAGAUCUUCCUCGGCCAGCCGGAAGCCUCGCGGAAGAGAUCCCGAGCCUGUCGAAGUGCCAGUGGAGCGCGUCGCCACUAAAAGAGACGAUGAGUCGGAGUGUGAAAGUGAAGAUGGCGUUGGUGAAGCAGUGCUAUCAGACUAUGACAGUGCUGAUCUGGAGGAGAAUGGAUCGCACACGGAGGGAGGAGAGGAUGAGGAGGAAGGAGAGCAUUUUAGUGACGACGAAGCCUCACGUCCUGCUGCAGAACCAAAGCCCGCUGCUGAUGCUCCGACAGAAGAGCUUGUUGAAGCGGAAGAGAGAGAGAAAGUUGUCAAGGAAGUUAAAACAGAUGAGAAGGAGAAUCUAGCCGGGGAGCGACAGAGUGGGGAUGGACAGGAAAGCACAGAGGACCCUGAGAAUAAAUCAGGAAGUAAAGGCCAGAAGCUGGAUGAUGAUGAGGACCGGAAGAAUCCAGCUUACAUCCCCCGAAAAGGCCUUUUCUUUGAGCAUGAUGUGAGAGGCCAGGCUACCGAGGAGGAGAGGCCUAAAGGCAGACACAGGAAGUUGUGGAAGGAUGAGGGCCGAUGGGAACACGACAAGUUCCGUGAAGAGGAGCAGGCGCCAAAAUCCCGCGAAGAGCUUAUCGCUCUUUAUGGUUAUGACAUCCGCAACGGCGCAGGGCAGAGUGAUGGACGAUCGUACCGCUCCCGAAAACCCAGAUAUUCUGGUUCACCCAGUCGGGAGCCUAGGCGCCACCGUGACGGAGAGAAGUCUUUGCGUACAACAUGGCAGGGGCCUCCACCUGGCCACCGCAAUAGCCCUCAAUCUGUUACCCUACAGUCAGGUCCACCUCCUGCUCCCCCUGCAGCACCCAAACCCUCUGGGCGACCCUCGACUCAACCUCCGCAGCGCAGCUUCCAGGGCAGUCGACCCUCGUCCGCCCCCCAUAGGACAGAAGGUCGAGGAUACCCAAAGCCUAGUCUAGACGGCCCGCCACCUCGAGGUGUGCGGCCACAGCCUGGGGAGGGUGAAAGGGGUCCGAGGCUCAGAGGCCGUGGCUCACAUGCUGUUCAUCCUGACCGUAGCCCAGCCGUGGUGGUGGAGGACAUCCGCAGUGAGGAAGAGGAAGAAGAGGGUGAGAUUCCAACAGCCACGACUACAUACACCGCUCACCACUACAAGACGGAGAGAGAAAGGGUUCCGUCACCACGAAAGCAAGAUCCAGGCCAAGUGAUGGACGGGGGCAAUGCAGCCGGUCAGGUGCGAGAAUCGUCUCCACCUCAGGAGAGGCCGGUGGAGAAGAAAUCGUACUCUCUCGGGCGGAGGGCUACGCGAACUCGACCGUCUGAUCUCAGUAAGCAGGCGUCGUUGGAUGACUCUUCGCCCACGGUCCAGCAAACCCCAGCGAAGAGCGAGUCGUGGCAAGAGCAAAGUGAAGCAGGAACACAAGGUGGAUUAACAGGGCUCGACCAGGACCUGGCCCGCCUUAGUCUGGGAGGGCAGAACUGGGCCCAGAGCCCACCCUCAUACCUGCAGGCUGAGAUGAGAGGCAUCCGUGGAUCCAUGCACAUGGCAGGAGGCCCUCCACAGUACGGAAACAUGGAGGAUCUAGGUGUUGGUGGUGGCCGGGCUAAGCGGUAUUCAUCACAGCGCCAGAGGCCAGUUCCUGAGCCUGCGCCCAUGCACAUAGGAGUCAUGGAGGGCCAUUAUUAUGAACCUAUGUCUUUCCAGGGAACAAUUUAUACGCAUGGGGACAGUCCAGCAGCCCUGCCCCCUCAAGGCAUGCUUGUUCAACCUGAAAUGCACCUGCCACACCCCACCCACCCCGGACACCCAGGCUUGCAUCCGCACCCGUCGGGAGGGCCCAUUCCCAACCCAGCUCUUUAUGCUGCCCCACCCGUUUCUAUGUCACCUGGGCAACCGCCUCCACAGCAGCUGCUACCCCCACCCUUCUACCCUCCACCAGGUGUCAUGACCUUUGGGAACACCAACUACCCGUACCCAGCCGGAGCUACGCUACCUCCAAUGUACCCCAACCCCCAGGCACAGUCACAGGUCUACGGUGGUGUGACGUACUACGACACGAUGCAGCAGCAAGCUCAACCCAAACGUUCCCCGCCGCGACGUUCCUCUCAUCCUGUUACAGUCAGACCUCCCCCUCCUGAGGUAACAGCAUAUUACAUUCAGCAAGGAGAGCUCAAUCAGGACCAGAGCAGAAAUCCCGCUGAGGAAAUCCACUCCUAGCUGCCAGGGGGCGAGGAGGCAACGUGUCCGGACCAGCACCGCUUUUGUAUAAAUUGAAUUCAUCAUUUAGGCUUUGCCUUUUAGUUGUUUUAUUAUUAUUUUUCCGCCUUGCUUAGUUUCACUGUCUUCAUCCAAGGUUCUGUUUGCAGGUGGUUCCUUCCUGUUGUACUUCCAUUCAUAACAAGCGAAGUGUUUUAGCAUUGUUCAGCUAGGAAUGAAAUAUGCAGUCUUGAAACAGCGAGACAUUUGAUUUUUCAUUAGCUGCUGUAUUCCUGAUGCUGACGGACUAAUUGAAAUUAGGCGGCUGGACAUCGAGUGGUUUAGUUGGUUCUCUUUCUUUUAAAUUGCCUUUUGCUGUGUUUAAUUAAAAAAGGAGAAAAGCACCACAACAAACUUCAGUAUGUGAAAAGAUGGACCUGCAUUUUUAAUUGUGAACGAGCGGUUAAGAGUCUGAAAUCAGCCAGCGAACAUCUGUCGUAUACCUUCAAAUGCACAAAUCAAAGACCUUUUUGGGUCAAAUGAAUUCCUUUUCACGUGUCUUGUCAGUUUGAGACCGCUGUAUCAUUCUGACUGCGUAACUUGGCGUGAUGGUGCUAGUCCCACUUCAAAGUGGUCCUGAACCCCUCAAACCUCGUCUUUCCCCGUCGGUCUGGGUGUCCCUUGUAUCUCUAACAUUGUACUGUUGAAUUCAUUACUGUAAUUCUAUCGAAGCGAACUUUGGAUCUUGCCAGAUACUGACCUACUUGACAGUGGAACUCGCUUGAUUAGCUUUCUAUUGUAAGUGUACAUAUUAAAGUAUAUUAAAGCCAGUGGUUUAACGAAUAAUACUAAGAACUAAUCAUUUACGAAAUGCUGUCAAUAUGAACAAAGCAAGCAGGGAAACCUAGCCACGCCUCUUCGACUUUAAAUUCAUUUUUUUAAAAUUAAUAUGCAGUUAUUCGUUUGUUUUUUCUUUUUUAUAAAUAGUUACGUUUGCAAUCGUUUCUUUUGAGGCACACUGUACAGGCAUGCAUGGUUUUAUAGAUAUAUUUCUUUGUGAAAGCAAUUCUAGAUGGUGACUUUGGCUGUGAGCUGUUAUUCUUUGCCCCACUGUGGGAGUGCUAUGAAUGCAUCUUUUUCAAUGGUUCCCUUUAUGAUUGUUUCCCAAAUUAAACCUAACAGUAUAACUGAGAUGUCGUUGUUCCCUGCGUUGUUUAGACCUGGCUUGUAAAGACUAUUAGAAGAUGUUGUAUUACUUUCUAUGCCUUAAAGAGUUCAUUGGUUUGACAUAUCUGUUUUUGUUUGAUUAGACCUGACAACACUGUGAGGGCUUGUAUGUUUCAUAGAUGUUUGAAUAAUAUUAAGUGUUUCAUUUUUUUUUCCCAAUUUGUUUUGUGGAGCAAUGUCAGGAGAUGAAAUUAAACGAGAACUAAAUAUAUCA
Pimephales promelas (fathead minnow) is the source of this 3763-nucleotide messenger RNA. It is a transcript of the gene casc3, whose product is annotated as casc3 exon junction complex subunit. Lineage: Eukaryota; Metazoa; Chordata; Actinopteri; Cypriniformes; Leuciscidae. Gene Ontology annotation, biological process: mRNA processing. Gene Ontology annotation, molecular function: mRNA binding. Gene Ontology annotation, cellular component: exon-exon junction complex. The record is from RefSeq and is a predicted model, not a curated record.